AUGCGUGCACCGGCGAUACUUGCGCAAUGCUUGCCUGGCCUAGUGCCUCAUGAUCGUGGAAGUCUCAGUACAACAUCCUCCAUUUUUGAGAAAGAUAUUCAUCUUGCAUCACCAGCAGUGGAGAUUCUUCCUUCCAAGGCAUUUCACACUGACAAGGAAGGCGGCGAAAAUAUCGACCAUUUUAAGGGAAUAGUAAGUGUUGCUGAUAUCAUAGGGUUCGGUGGUUCAGAGAUAAUAUCCUCAAAACAGGAUGGCUAUCUAAAAUCCUGGGCCAGUUCCAUUGAUCUUGUCAGUGUUCUUAAGAAUGAGAUUCGCGAUGGGCAACUGUCCUUCAGAGGAAAAAGAGUACUUGAGCUCAAUUGUAGCUAUGCACUUCCUGGAAUCUUUGCUUGCUUGAAGGGAGCUUCUAUGGUGCAUUUUCAAGAUCAGAAUGCAGAGACUAUAAGAUGCGCAACUAUACCAAAUGUCCUUGGUAAUCUGAAGCAAGCUCGUGAUAGGCAGAGUCGACAGCCAGAAACUCCCCUUACUCCUUCAAGACAGACUCUGGCGCCAUCAGUUAACUUUUAUGCUGGAGACUGGGAUGAAUUACCUGUUGUAUUGUCUACUGUGAAAAAUGAUGGAUAUGAAGUGACACCUGGAAUGAGUUUGAGCUUCUCUGAGGAAGAUUUUAUGGACGGAUGUAGUAGCCAAGAAGGCAGCGUCAUUGGACAUGAAUCUAGUUCAAGAAGGUCUAGGAAACUCUCGGGAAGUCGAGCAUGGGAAAGAGCUAAUGAGGCAGACCAGAGCGAUGGUGGCUAUGAUAUUAUUUUAAUGACAGAGAUUCCGUACUCCGUUACCUCUUUGAAGAAGCUGUAUGCUCUCAUUAAGAAGUGUAUAAGGCCUCAAUAUGGAGUCGUAUAUCUAGCUCCGACUAAGAAACACUAUGUUGGCUUUAGUAAUGGAGUGAAACAGCUGAGAAAUAUGGUGGAUGAAGAGGGCAUUUUUGGAGUUCAUUUAGUUAAGGAUUUGGCUGACAGAGAUAUCUGGAAGUUUUUUCACAAGUGA
This is a messenger RNA of Vicia faba (fava bean), 1044 nucleotides long. The record is from the annotation of a GenBank genome assembly. Lineage: Eukaryota; Viridiplantae; Streptophyta; Magnoliopsida; Fabales; Fabaceae.